Molecule: messenger RNA, 3002 nt
Organism: Tinamus guttatus (white-throated tinamou)
Lineage: Eukaryota; Metazoa; Chordata; Aves; Tinamiformes; Tinamidae
Source: RefSeq, a predicted model, not a curated record
CUCUGAGCUUCUUAAAACUGGUCCUGUUAAAGCUGAUUGCUGUCCUCUUCUACCUGUUUUUUAAGGUAUCUUGCAAUAUAUUCAGAACUCUCCCACCUAGUGACAGCAAUGAAUUUGAUCCAGAAGAGGAUGAGCCCACCUUGGAGGCAUCGUGGCCACAUUUACAGCUUGUAUAUGAGUUUUUCAUACGAUUUUUGGAAAGCCAAGAAUUCCAGCCCAGCAUUGCCAAAAAGUACAUAGAUCAGAAAUUUGUAUUGCAGCUGUUGGAGCUGUUUGACAGCGAAGACCCUCGAGAACGGGACUACCUAAAAACAGUCUUGCACAGAAUUUAUGGCAAAUUUCUCGGUCUUAGAGCAUUUAUCCGAAAACAGAUUAAUAAUAUUUUUCUACGAUUUGUUUAUGAAACGGAACACUUCAAUGGCGUAGCUGAACUGUUGGAAAUUUUAGGAAGUAUUAUCAAUGGGUUUGCUUUACCUCUUAAGGCAGAGCAUAAACAGUUUCUGGUGAAGGUGCUGAUUCCCUUACAUACUGUCAGGAGUUUAUCUCUCUUCCAUGCACAGUUGGCAUACUGCAUAGUACAAUUUCUGGAGAAAGACCCCUCACUCACAGAACCAGUCAUUAGAGGUUUAAUGAAAUUCUGGCCAAAAACCUGCAGUCAGAAAGAGGUCAUGUUCCUAGGGGAGCUGGAGGAGAUCCUGGAUGUGAUCGAACCUUCACAGUUUGUCAAAAUCCAGGAGCCCUUGUUUAAACAAAUUGCCAAGUGUGUUUCUAGCCCUCAUUUUCAGGUGGCUGAGAGGGCGCUAUAUUAUUGGAAUAAUGAAUACAUCAUGAGCUUGAUAGAGGAGAAUUCAAACGUUAUACUUCCCAUCAUGUUUUCCAGCCUUUAUAGGAUUUCUAAAGAACACUGGAAUCCGGCUAUUGUGGCUUUAGUCUACAAUGUGUUGAAGGCAUUUAUGGAGAUGAACAGCACCAUGUUUGAUGAGCUGACAGCUACUUACAAGUCAGAUCGUCAGCGUGAGAAGAAGAAAGAGAAGGAGCGUGAAGAACUGUGGAAAAAACUGGAGGAUUUGGAAUUAAAGAGAGGUCUUAGACGUGAUGGAAUAAUUCCAACUUAACAAAAAAACAAAACAGCAUUACUAACCUGUGGAGUCACACAUUUAUGUAGUAGAAGAUGGAGCAACAGUUUUCUGUAUUGUGCAACUUUACAGUAGAUUUCACAUUUGUUUCAUUAUUACAACAGCACUGUAUAUACCUGUCUCUAAGUAAAGGAAAAAAAUAAGGACUUUAAUCCAAAGUUUGGACAGCAGAUGGACUUCUCAGAACUUUGCAAACAUAAUCAUUGUUUUAACCCUUCUUUAAAACCAGUCUUCAAAGAUCUGUUGAUGAAAAUUGCGAUGUCAAAUUCCAUUGUCAGGACCUGUUCCUUAUUUAUCGUUAGCAGAGAGUAUAAUACAACUUUCAAAUGUGAACAAUCUUAAAAUUUAGCUUGUCUUUCUGCUAAACUGUUAAGUGUAUUUAUAGUAAAAGAGAAAAAAGACUGUCAUUUCCUUAUGAGUUUGUGUAACAUCCUCCUUCUCUGGAUAACUUUACUGUAAUUUGACCUUUUUUUUUUUUUUUUUCCUUCCUUUUGCACAUCUUCAUAAGUUGAAUGUCCAUUCAAAUCAGGGCCAUGAAAAACAUAGGUCCUGAAUAAAGUUUUGUUUACUGGUGUGAGCAUUUUUAGUACCAGGCUAUUUCUGGUGCGUCUUUAAUUUGAACAUUAGGAGUUAAGAAACCAAUAGGUCAUAAACUUAGCAGGAAAAGGGAGCCUUGGAUUCAUGCACCUAUUUAUUACAAAUCCAAAUUAGUGUCCACAAUCCUGAAAAAACGGGCAGUGGUAACACCCAAGAUUACCUAACCAGUAUUAGUGAAAUGGCAUUGGACAUGCAUACCAGAGCUGUUUGGGAAAUACUAAUUGCUAAAUUAUUAGUAUGUUUUUAUUGGACCAUUUUGAAAGAAUAAAGACAAACGCUAAACAGUGCAAGCAUGACAUUGACCUGCAGCGGUCACGGAUCUAAUUGGAAAUUGAGGUGAGCAGUUUGGGCUGUUUGGAGUUGUUGCCUUACUUUUUAAUAUGUAUUUAUAAAGUGUUCCAGCAAAAGAGGAUGUAGCCUCUAAGAAACAUACUAUAGUGUUUUUGUGGUUCUAGUACUAUUACUCAUCACAGCACCAGCCCUAUGGUCUUAGCUGGAAAGGAUUCUGGAUAAUAUUCUGCAUUCUCAUCUGGAUGCUCAUUCCUAACUACUGUAUUUGUUACCAAAAGUGGUUCUACAAAUGCUACUGAAAAAAAAAAUUCUGGAAAUCCUAAUGUUCUGAGUAUUAAUAAUAAAGUUUAAAAUGCUUUUAUAUCAAAGGUGCAUUGUGACCAAAUUGUUUGAAACAAAAGAGAAAAAAAAAAAAAAAAAAAGAGGAAGAGGGCUGUAUUAUAAGUAUACAUUAUUGGCUAUCUGCUUUGUAUUUGAAAGUGGAAUCUUACAUCUUUGGUAGGUUAAAAUGCUGAUAAGACUUAUGUACAGUAUAUAUUUAGCUAAUGCAGUUGCAUUAUUAUAUACCGAAAGGUAUGUGUUUCGGGAUUUUUCUCCAGGAUGCUUCUGAACUGUUAUAAACUUGACAACGGUGAAUUGAUAAUCCUAAACCAUCAAUCCAACAGUAUUUACAGUAUAAAACUGAUUUGGUGUUCAUGAGUCUUUGUGAUAGUUGCAAACAUGAAUUUAUGACCUGUUGCCAUUGAUAGAAAUACAGUAUAAAUACAAGCUUGUAUAUUUUUCUUCCUGCCAUUUAAAUAUACAGUAGGAUUUGAAGUUUUCUUGUUUCCAGGCACAGAAAAGAGGAAAGGAAAGAAUUCCCACCUAGACUACUGACUGUUUCAGGAUUAUCAGGUCACAGUUUGUACUCCUGGGUCUGCGCACACAAAUGUUGUAAACUCAACCAUUUUGUAAAAACUUGACACUGUUAAUUCUGGG